CCAGGCGCGCGAAGAUAAAGUAAGUUACAUUCAUUCAACCCUUAACCCAUAUACCCACUAAACCCCAACUAACCCCCCAAAUUAACCAACUACCAACCUGUAACGCUUUCCACCAGCCCCAUCUGUAAUGUACCAGUCCACCACAGGAUUCCAUGCUAUAGGGUCAAAGUAUUUAGAUGUGUUUAACACUGAAUGCACAUCCAGAUCAUGAUACACCAAGUAAGUUAGUCUCAAAAUGUGUUCAAUAAAUAAAAUUUCCAAUGCUGAGCAAGUAUAUUCUAUCUGCUUUGAACUGUGUAGAACAAAACAAAAGUCUUUGCUGCAAAAACUUAACAAACUUUUGAUCAAUCUACCAGCUGACAUCUUACAGCCUUUACAUGAAGUUAUUUUGUUACCACUUCGACAAAUCUUGGUAAAAACAAAACCUGACAGAGAAGAGGUUGUUACUACAGCUGAAUGCUUGCAAUUUGUAUUUCAAAACACACAUUCAGUUAGUUGGGAAGCAAAAGCAGAUAUCUUAAAACACUUGUUGAUAAAUGUCACUGAUAUGAAAACAUCACAGAUUGCGGUAAAAGAUGAUGAAGAAAUCGUGGAUUCGGUCUUUACGACAUUAAUUUGCUUGUUAAAUUCAUGUCAGGAUUUCUGGAAAUCAUUUUAUUCAUGUACGCAGCUUCCUAUUCUUGGACAUCUUGUAUCUUUAUGCUUGUCAGUUUUAAACACCUCAACAUGUAAACCAAAUAAACAUAAAGCAAUUGAUUUGAUAAUGGCUUUAUCUGUCCCAUCUUAUUACAAGCAACUUGACUUGAAUGAAAACUCUGAUUUUUCUGUAGCAGUAGGUAAUUGUAUGGCUUGUUUUAUGCCUGGAGUUACAUCUACUGUCGCAAAAAUCAUUCAUACAAACCUUGGACGAAAAUUGCGCUGCUCUUGCCUCAACUUGGUUGCAGUUUUGUUGACAACUACUCUUGGCAAUGAAGAAAUGAAAAUGGCCGCUCAGGCAAAUUCGAAAACCAAACCACUAGACGUUGAUCAACGUAUUUUGUCUCUCUUAAAAACUCGGGAUCAAACUUGGAUUGAUAGCAUGUUAGAAAACCUAAAUUUAGCUUUAGCCAAGAUACUCCUUGUCAAAGAUGCUGAUAAUGAAGCAGCAAGACUCUGCAUGUUGGGUGUGUGUCGUACUUUGUUAUUCAAGUGCAGCUUGUCACUCAAGCCAUUGUAUGGAACUAUUAUGAACCCAGUUUUGAAAUUGCUAAAUGAUUCAUCGGAUAAACUGUCAAAAUCAAGCACAAUGUUACUGGAAGACUUGGUUGCAAGUUUCAAUAACUCUUCUUCUAAGGCUGAAUUUAUGGAUGGUGUAAAAAAUAAUUUGUUUACUUUAUGCACAGAACUGCCACAUAAAAUGAGAAAAUAUUCUGAAAAUGAAAAAGUCUCAGCACUAACACUACUCCAAGGUUAUCUAACUGUUCUAAAGGACAAUUUAAGCUGCCUGUUAAACUCUUCAGUUCAUCUUGAUUGUUUAAUUGAUUCAAUAUUGUUGUGUUACGAUCAGGAUACAUUAGAACUUUGUAUGUUUCCUGAAGUAGCUUUGAGAAAAAUAUCAAGCACUGAAUUUACCUCGCCCAUGUCUAGACUUGAAUUACUGGCAUCAGUGAAUAAUUUCCAACACAGCUCAACUGUUACAGUUCUUGUUCGUAUUUGCCGACUUUUGGGCAAACAUGGUGACAUUGAACUGCUUGUUGGAAUCUUAUCCGAGGCAUAUAGCAUAGAAUCAAAGCGCUUAGCCACGGUUGCUAUGAUAAAAGAAAUCCUACUUGGCACUCCUGUUGAUAAUCAAGCUAUAGAAUCAGUUGUAGAUGAACUCUUAGACUUAUACACCGAAGAAUAUAGUUUCAACACUACAAAUCCCGCCCAAACUGUAGAUGUCGAUCUCUGUGUACCUGAAACAUCCAACUAUUCGAUUACAUUCCCAUUACAAGCCAAAUCGCAUCCAAAACGUAUCAAACCACUUGCAAGCAGCAGUAUGAUGAUGUGUCUGCAAUUAGAGUCUUUCGCUGUCUUUUCUAUGUUGCUGGAAACUAAAUUUUGCAGUCGUCUUGUCAAAGUUUUGUAUCCACUUUUAGAAAAAGUGAGUCACACAACAGAUAAAGUGGCAGAGUGUGCUGUUCUCUCUCUUGCAGUAAUAAGUCGCAGUUGUGGUUAUGCUUCAACUGCAGAUUUAAUUAAAUUCAAUGCAGAUUAUCUUGCAAGUACAUUGUCAUUACAUCUUCAACACUUGACCUUAUUUCCGAGAUGCCCAGAUGUCCUUCAAGCAAUACUCAAGUAUGAUGACAAAAACCUCUUUCCCCUCAUUCGUGACACUAUACAAGAAAUUCUCUCCAAGUUUGACAGUAGUAACACAGAUUUAAACACACUUCAAUCGUUCGUGUCUUUAUUUGUUUGUGUUUUGAUGUCAAUACAGAAGUGGUUUGAUCGAACUCAUACACCAGAUCCACCUGUUAAGUCUGUAAAAGAUGACACAGAAGACAUACUUGAAUUUCUACGGGAGCAUAGAACAAAGAAACUUGAAACUGAAGAAAAUCAAUCUCAACCAGAAGAAGAAACGAAUGCAGAUCCAGAGGAAGUCCAAGAUACAGAGGAAGAAACUGAUCCGUCUUUGGAAAAACCUCCAGAAGAUGUCACGGUUGUGUUAGAAAUUUUACGCCGCUGCAGAAAUUUAACGGCGCAUAAAAGUAGAAUGGUUCGUAUUAUGGUAUUGGUUGCAGUUGCUGACGGUAUUGUAGCUUUAAGUGGUCAAGAUACAUGGCUGCUACCAAUGGUUCAUCAACUGUGGCCUUCUAUUGUGUCUAGGUUUGAAGAUCAAGAAAUGCAGGUUGUUCAAAAAGCAUUUGAAGUAAUCUGUGUUAUUUCCUCAACGUGCGGUGAUUUUAUUCGCAAAAGAUUAGGAAAGGAAAUACUUCCAAAACUGAUGAGCUUCCUUAAACAGCAACAAUCUAAUAAUCGUAAACUGACCAACUACAGUCACAGCUCGGUUGCAUUCACACAUACAGCUCUUUAUAAACUGCAGUUAAAUGUACUUCAAAAUCUCGGACCUUUGUUGGUACACUCCUCUUUGGGUGGAAUGGACAUUACGACCAUUUGUGCAUCUUGUUACGGAUUUUUAAGCAUCACCCAGCCCCCUAAACUGCAGGAAUCUGCCGUCAUAUUGUUUCGUAACCUUAUAACUGUAAACGGUGAUGCAGUUUGGUUAUUUUUAAGUGAUAUUUUUUCUGUGAAGCAGGUGUAUGAUCCACCUGAUUCAAAAUUCAAAUUUCAAAAAAUUACUGUUUCAGGAACGCCGGAUAAUGAGUUUGCAAAGAAUAUCGGUGUCCUACUGCCAGAUUGUACUUACCUUGAUUGGUUUGUUAAAUGACACAAACUAAAAUUCGUUUAUUUUCGUUACUAUACAUUUAAAAUACCCAAUACUUUAACCGGGAAAAAAAUGAAUACAACAUACGAAUCGGUAAUUACACAUACUCUUUAUCAAUCAGUUUAAA
Ciona intestinalis (vase tunicate) is the source of this 3530-nucleotide messenger RNA. Its product is annotated as TELO2-interacting protein 1 homolog. Gene Ontology annotation, cellular component: cytoplasm. The record is from RefSeq and is a predicted model, not a curated record. NCBI's taxonomy places the organism in Eukaryota, Metazoa, Chordata, Ascidiacea, Phlebobranchia, Cionidae.